AUGUCAGACAGAAUACCUGCGGCAGACAAGAAAAACGUAUCUUCAGAAGCAAGAAAUGAAACUUAUCCAAUUCAGGAAGCUGGUGUUUUGGAUUCAAGUGGAGAGCAAGGACAGACAAAGGCCAAGAUUCAAGAGAAACUGAAGAAACUGUGUGCUUGUCCUCCUCAAGGUGUCCUUGCCAGAGUAAUAACAAAGGUGGCAACAGGAGCCCUGAUCUGGGGCCUAAUUUGGAGUCUUACAGGCAAAGAGAGUCUGCCUGGUGGGAGCAUCUUCGGAAUUGUAUGCCUCUAUUUUUGUUCAGUAAUUGGUGGCAAAAUUGUGCAGCUAAUUAAAAUACCAGGAUUGCCUCCUCUCCCUCCUUUUCUUGGUAUGUUGAUUGCUGGAUUUCUCAUCAGAAAUAUUGAAUACGUCAGUAAGGUGAUCGUGAUCAAAGUACAGUGGGGAGUUAUAUUCAGAAAUGUUGCCCUCUCGAUUAUUUUGUGUCUAGCUGGUCUUGGCCUUGACGCAAAGGCUCUGAACAAGUUAAAAACUGUCUGUUUCAGACUAUGCAUGGGACCUUGCAUCACUGAAGCAUGUUCAGCAGCAGUUAUAUCUCACUUUCUAAUGAAAUUCCCCUGGGUAUGGGGGUUUAUGUUAGGUUUUGUUCUAGGUGCUGUAUCUCCAGCUGUUGUAGUCCUUUCGAUGCUGAUGUUACAGAGACAAGGUCUUGGUGUAGAUCAAGGAAUUCCAACGUUACUAAUCGCUGCUGCCAGUAUGGAUGACAUUGUAGCCAUCACAGGCUUUAACAUUUUCUUAGGCAUGGCUUUUUCCUCAGGGUCCACCCUUCAUAGCAUCUUGCAUAGUGUGGUGGAAGUUGUUAUUGGUGCAGGUGCUGGUUGCCUUUUAGGAUUUUUUAUUACAUAUUUUCCAAACAAGGAUGAGAAAUCCAUUGCAGGGAAAAGAGCCUUCUUUGUGAUUGGCUUGUCAGCAUUUUCUCUUUUAAGCUGCAAACGUUUUGGCUUUCCAGGAUCUGGAGGACUCUGUGUCAUUGUUUUGUCAUUUCUCGCUGGAAUGGGGUGGUCUAAUGAAAAGAAAGCAGUGCAAGAUAUUGUUACUUUUGCAUGGCAAGUGUCCCAACCAUUUCUAUUUGGACUAAUUGGAGCUGAAAUCUCUGUUUCUUCCAUUGGAUUAAAUACUGUUGGGCUUUGUUUGGCCACUAUGAUUUUGGCUGUAGCAGUUGGAAUUGUGGCUACCUUGGUGAUUAGCUCUGGCUUUCGUGGGAAAGAAACAUUAUUUAUUCCGCUGGUAUGGAUCUCCAAAGCAACUGUCCAGUUUCGUCAGACAAUUUCUGAGGCCUGUAUGAUCAACAAGUUGUUUCCCCCCCUGGUCACAUGAUCAAUCAAGACCAUGGAUUUUACCGCCUGCACAUAGUUUUUUUCCCCCUCCUUGCUGCUGGAUAGAAAACUAAAGGAGUGAGUCUCUCAUAGCUGUGGUCCUUAGGAUGGAGCACUAUGGUUUCCUUUGUAAGUAUUUUAACUUUUUCCUUUUCAUUGUAGCACUAUGCUUGUUUAUAAGUACUUAAUAAACUGCUGUGCUUAUUUGUAAUUACUUUGCAACCUACUAAGUAAGUACUAUAAUGUUUAUUACGGUUUUUGUUUGUGUUUCCCUUGCAAUUGCUUGCAGAAAUAGUAUCCAGCAUCUAUAGAAAGAAGUUUAAGGACUUGUAAAGUUCCUUUGCAUUCUACUGCACUGUUUGUUUGUUUGCAUGUAUUGCUUGCAGAAAGAUCCUUCUUGUACUGUGUUUGUUCACUUUUUGCUUUGAGGAUUAGUGUGCACUAUUGUAGAAUGCUUUUACAGUAGCUGAUCCCUGCAAAUUAACUCCCUACACCAAUGUAAAUCCAGGGACCUGCCUGGAGGUGCUGCAAUUCUCACCUUACCAGAAGACUGAUAAGUGGUGGCAGCAAGGUAGCGUUAUUUAAAAAUUCAAUGGAUUAUAGUUGUGGGCAUGCAUUGCACAAUAAUGGCCCAUCAAAAUUCAACAGACCUGUGCUGCUGUGCAAAACCUAGUUACAUACGCUAUGGGAACUUUUAUGAGCACCAUCUAUGCAUAGGCUGAAUCUGUACCACUAGUGUAUCUUCUGUUCAGAAACAGUAUGAAUCUACUUCAGAUGUUUCCCUAAUGGGAGCAGUGUAGAAGGAGAUUGUAGAGGAAUUGUUCCUGCUUCCCCAAAAUCAAAAGAGCAAGGCCUUUCAGUGAAUGGAACUUAUAUUUACAGUCCGAUACUGAAGUGGGGUGGGGGGAGAUCAUGGCAUUGGUCAGGGGAGAAAGCUUUCUCAUGGCUAGGUGUUUCCAGUUGGGCAAAGUAGCUGGCAACAGUAUCAAUGUAUUGGUUGCGUACUGGUCUCAGGAAGAUUGGAGCUUUCCCUCGAACUGCUUGCCCCUCUGCAUUCUUUAACCUUUAGGGAUUGUUUUGCCUUAUCAUAUCCCAUCUUAAUAACUCUGGAGGGAGAACUUGACUUGAGAAACUAAGUUCCACAGGUUUAAUCCAUGAAGGAUCAAUGGAAGCAUUGAGGGAAAAAGUUGAGCUUUAGCCCAAAGUUUAUGGAAGC
Messenger RNA from Thamnophis sirtalis, 2589 nucleotides. The record is from RefSeq and is a predicted model, not a curated record. NCBI's taxonomy places the organism in Eukaryota, Metazoa, Chordata, Lepidosauria, Squamata, Natricidae.